AUGGCUGCUCCUGACGACAUCGUGGACACUUCUGACCCAGAGGAGCUCGAGGAACUGGCUGCUUCAAAGCCCGAGUACUGGCUCACGACCGCGUGUGACAUCGCUCAACGACGCGACUUGCACAAACGAGUCCGUCUUGAUCUGUCUCCCGAGGAUCCGCCAUCCCCGCUCCAACUCCGUACGAAUCUUCCUGGUGCCUAUCCUUCUCCACACCCGCGACCAACACUCCUUUUACCAGAGCAGAAUGGUGGCGCGCCCUUGAGUAGUCCGACUUCAUAUGUCAUUCCAUCGCCGUCUCAGCGGGCGCCGCCGUCAGACCGAGGCGUAUCCUCCGCGUUCCUUGACCACGGAUGGCCUGAAACAGAUGAAGAGGGCAACUUCGUGCAAGGAUCAUCGAAGUUGAGCACACAACGGGAAGUAUCCAGAAAGGCGAGUACACGCUCUCCGUCCCCCUCGCCCGACCCGCUUUUGCUGUUCACUCCACCACGUCGAAGAAGCGCGUCGCCAGCCCAAGGACGCGUUGGCAUCUCCUCGCCCGCGUCCUCUCCCCUCACCCCCGCCUCAUCUCCCACGAAAUUUGCGGAGGCGACGCGUGUCCCUUCGUCCAGUCCCUCACAAACGGCCGCUCUGUCUCGGCAGCAGGACCCUCCCUUAUCCGUUGCCGAGAUAGCUGCCUUCAAGAAUGCAGCAGCAGCAGCCGAGCGCGCCCGCUACUCCCUCCGUGCGCGUAAUGCAAGGCAACUCAAUCCUUACGAAUACGACAAGCUGCUGUACAAGCGCCAGAUGCGCGCGGCUCCCGAAGCGAUCGUGAAGGUCGUCAGUCCCCCGCGUCCGCGACGGAGGCAGCGGUCGACGAGUGCGAACUCAAGAGACGCGUCAUCUGGGGCAGAGGACGAGUAUCAAGUGGGAGAGGACGAAGACGAUGAGGAGUCGCAGGCGCGUCGGAGGCGGAAGGUGAAGGAAAGGGAAGAGGAAGCGGAGGGUGGAGGGGAUGGCGAGGAGGGGAGGGGAGGGCACGUGGACAAGUGGCUCCCAGAAGCGUUUAGGGAGUCCUCGAGCAGUAGCGAGGACGAUGCGGAUAUCCUUUCGGGCCUUCAGACUGCGAAGACGGCGGAUAAGGAGCAUCGGCGGAAGCGACCACGACCGUUCCCAAUGAAGAAGACGGAGCUUCAGCGGUCUGUCUCUCCUUCGAAGCCUCAUGACAAGUCGCCUUCGCCUUUCCAUGAGCUGCCGCCGCACCCGAAGGAGCGUCCAAAACCUCGGCGCCGCGCACGAGAGCAUACUGCGCCUUCCCAACCAGACAUUCGCGCUGACGAUGAGGAUGAUGAUGACGAGCAUCUCGGUCCUGCCCCGACAUGGCGUCGUCUUCGCAGCGUGACAUUUUCCUCCCCAAAGUCCUCCCCACCACCGCGCCACUCUAAAACGCCUUCCCUUGAGCACCCUUCCCCUUGGGCAGACGCAGAUGACAACUUCUUCGCUGAAUGGGCUGGCGGCGAGGACGACGACUACAACGUAUAUGGCGACAUGUUUGCCCGUGCACAGUCCCCCUUCGCCCUCCCUGCCACCCCAGCGACCGAACCCGACGAUCCCAUGUCUGGCGCGAGCUCCGGACACCGUCCCCCGCCGACAUCGUCCGAGCCCAACGACAUCAUGGACAUCACCUCCGACACCGACUCUAGGCACGACGACGGCCCCAGGUCUGACUGGGGUUUCGACUCGGAGUCUUCCGACGACGUCGACCGGCGGCGCAGGAAGAUCCUCGGCCGCAUGAUGCCCGCGGUUAUGAUCAAGAAGAUAGAGACGGCGGGACAGGCCAGGAAGGCCGCCGCGGCGCGGCGGGACAGCGCCAGCGUCGAGCGCGAGCAGCCGUUGCUGCCUGGCCAGUCGCGGAGGCGUAUCGGCAGCCGGCGAAGCGUGGAGAUCGUGGGCGACUCGGAGUCAUCGGACGACGUGGACAUGCGCUCGCGUUCGCCAUCGCCCGCAUCGCGUGCGCGUGCGCGUGUGCGUGGGUCGUCGGACCAAGGGGGGCUGCCAGUGUCGGACGGCAGCGUGGAGGUCAUCGAGCCCAUCGGGCACCAGCCGCGCCCGAAGCAUUGCCCCCGUCCGGCGCGCAGCCACGUCUCUGUGUCUGACGAGGAAGACGACUCGUCUAGCGGCGUAGAGGACGUCGAAGAGGCUGUAGGCCGCUGGGUGUCGGGCGCGAAGGUGAGACGGCGCGCGCGGGACUAUGGGGAGGUGAGGGAGGGUGACCUCAUUGAUCGCAUGUUGUCGCGGACGAAUUUGGGCUCUCGCAAGACGCGGAAGCGCAGGAAUGGUGCGGAGGAGACGGGCAUCGGAGGACAGGAAGUAGCGGAGGCGGACAUGGAGGAACGAGAGGUGGCGGAAGGCCUCGGAAGACAGGUGUUGGUUUGGGCGGGCAACGCGCGACUGGACAUGAUGACGGCGGAGACGGACGCCCUGAUGCGCCACAAGGUGUCGGGCUCCGCAUUACAACGUCGGGUGCGAAACGUUACGGCGAAGGGCAUCAGGCGUUGCUACCAUUCCAAAGCUGUGCGUCCCCGCUCUCCGCGUCCCGGCGAAGUCCAUUUCACCGGUGACGAGCCUACGGACGGGAAGGGCAAACAAAAACAGAAGGCAAAGCAAGUAGGUCUAUACGUCUUCAAGUCUGACGCAACAUACCUGGUCUCAGGAAGGUCAAACGCGGGUCGUGUCACUAUUGAGGAAGAAGUCCCUGCGACGCGUGCUCCCUCCGGUUGGGCGAAUCGGCGAGGCAUUGCACCCAGGUCGAGGCAGCAACGCCAAUCCACGGCGCGCACCCACUCUGGCACUCUCGAGAAUGUCUGGACACCUGGUGACGACCAAUAUGAGCACGAUGGUUUCGUGGUGUCAGAUCGGGAAGCUCCUCAGCAGUCAUCACAGGAUCAGCGCGUAUGGAAGCAACUGCACCGUGUCACGGUCGACUUCAACAUCAAACCGUUCCCCGCUGGAAUCGCGUUCCCGAAUGCGACAUAUCUCGGACAUGGAUGGUUACACGAGCUCAUCACCCUCCUUCCCGGGAUACACGAGAUUCUUACCCCUCCGUCGUGCUCUAUGUUCGACUGCUACAUACAUGCCGACAUGUCUAUACUCGAAUUCACGACUUGUCUUGAGGCCAUAUACGACCAACUUCGAGAGCUUGUUCUUGGGAGCCUAGAGCCUGCAGACUAUCAGCAAUGUCAGCAAUGGCAAGCCUUCCUACAUUCUAUCUCUCAACACCUUUCAUAUUUCCUGGCCAAGGGGAGCGACGACGCGUACGCUACCCUUGCGACCAACGUUGAGGCUCUCAUAGAACGGCUGCGAAGUCUCAUGGAAGACCCGACCGAAAUCAUCCCGGACGAUGAGGUCUCCAAUCCGAUCGUUCUACAAGUCCUCUGGUUCCUUGUCGAAGCAUCCUGUCGAAUCGCAUGCGACCAGAAGCGCCGGGUCAACGGGCUCGACGGCGAUAUGGUUAAAGCCAACAUUAUCGCCCUUAUGGGCAAACUUUGGGACUUCACCUUUGGCCAUGCCGCAGUCUCACUGGAACUCACCCGAGAGGGCCUCACGGAUGCUAAGACGUCGCAGCAGAUCGCGGAGUUGUGGAUCUGCCUACUCAACCUGACGAACGACAAGGCGUUUCAAGCGUCGCUCCCGCCCCAAGACCUAUCGUUCUGGACAUGUUACUUGCAGGUCCUGCAGACAAGGGGCCUUCAAGCGCCUCAGACGGACCUGAAAGGUCGCGAGACCAUUUGGAGGAGUUUAUUCACAUUAUGCGUACUCUCCCAGUUCUCGAUACAUGGCCAUUCCUCUCUGACGCCUCGAUUGCCACCCUCCUGGCGUGUCGUCGCUGCUGUGCUUGAGCGCGCUCCUCUUACUGCGGACCCCGAGGUGGAUGCAUCCUUGACCCAUCGCAUCCUGCGGAAGCGGGAUGAGUACGUGCGAGUGCUUGUCACUCGGUGCUUGUGGUUGCAUCUCGAAUGGCAUUGGCGGCUAGACUCCGAUGACGUGCCGUCCGUUUUCAACCGUCUCCUGGAUGUAUUCAAGACUCGACGGUUUGCGAGCCUGACAGAUGAAGCGAGCGAUGCACCGAGCUUCCUGCGGGACUUCAACCUGUCUCUGUUACGUGAGAAGAGGCGUAGCGAUACCGCGUUCACCCUUUUCCUCAAGCUGGUCGUGAGGGCGGCGGACGAUAUGCGAAGAGACAACCCUCAAGUGACGAUCCCCGCGAAACUCAAGAAGAUCUUAUCGCUCGCCGUUCCUGUAGGAUCAGUCCCGUUCACGAAGGCGGCUCCAGCAUCAUCGCACGCCCUAUCGAUGCUUUUCAACAGAUUCAGCGCCGUCGCAGUAGCCAUAUACCUCGAGCCCACCGUCGCCAACGUCAGGUAUAGGCUCUCUAAUGCCCGCCGGUAUGUCGCCUUCAAAGAUACUGAUAACGAGACACGUCGCGCAUGCAUUCGCGGAGCAAUGUACCUCGCCAUUCUCCUGCGUCAUCUCUCGUUGCCUCUGGCCGACGUCUUGGAAUGGCUUACGGACAUGACGAACGUCUUACUCGACGAGUACGAGGCGAUCGGAACCAGUAAGGGGCCCGUCAUUGGUCCGGCGCAAAGGAAAGAGUGGGUCGUAACGAGCGUAGACAUGCUCCUACGUUCCAUUCACAAUAUCCUCAAGCAAUCGUCGAUGGACCCGGAGCGCGCUGUACACAAGUACCCUGACCCAGCUUUACUCCAAGGACCCUGGGUAACUCGAGUCUUCUCCACGACCACCAACUUGUCAACAAACCCGUCAACUGGCGACGAAAUUCGUCGCUUCGUCCAGGCUUUCCUCGAUGCACGUGCGCGUGUUAUUCCACCACCACGUCGGCCCCAGCGUCGCCCCGUCGCUGACGACAGUCAAGAAAGCCAAGACGACUACGGUCAGUUCGAUCUCGAUCUCGAUGAUCCGGAGCUUCUCGCUGCACUCGGUGAAGACGUCGCUGGUCCUUCCGGAUACAAGGAGAACAAGGAAAAAGAGCAGAUCGUCUGCGAGAUCAUCGACAAGCACAUCUCCCCGGCGAUCUACCGCCUGCUCUGCAAGUAUUUCAACGAUCCGGUCUACCAGGAGUCGGGAGAGUUGUCCUUCAAAGACGCUGAUGAAUGGGUCGACUGCUGGGUUGGUUGCGCCAGUGUAAUGGUGCAGAACAGCAAGAAGGAUUGGAACUUCUACUUCCAGUACGGGGCCCAGUCAUGGGAGCAUAUCAUGGACCCAGACGGAAGACGACGGAUUGGUCUGAGGUUCAUGUACAUGUUGCUGCAGCUGGAUCCUCCUGCAUACCUCGCCUACACGGAAGAGUUUAUGCACGUUCUAUUCAAGUCCAUGGCGACACAGAACAUCACGCUUGAACAUGACUAUGCAUCGCUGCUUUUCUCCAUAGACAGACUACACCAUCCCCUUCUGAGCCAUCUUCCGAUCAAUCCCCCAGCCGCGGACGGCGACUACCAUAUCACGAAGCAUGUGUUCGUAGAGAAGCGGCCUGCCAUGCUUGAAAGUCUUAUCAACACCAUGAAAGAUAUAUGUGAAUCACUUCAACCUGGUACGGUCAGCAGAGCUACCUAUAUCGUCUUCUGCAAACAAAUAUCCGACAUCUUCGCGCGAUACUUAAUACUCUGCAACCACCACCGGCUCACGACCCUCACGACUUGGCUCCGGAACGUCUCUUGA
Molecule: messenger RNA, 5712 nt
Organism: Dichomitus squalens LYAD-421 SS1
Lineage: Eukaryota; Fungi; Basidiomycota; Agaricomycetes; Polyporales; Polyporaceae
Exons: 10
Coding region: 1-5712 (1903 amino acids)
Biological process (GO): double-strand break repair via homologous recombination; replication fork processing
Cellular component (GO): Cul8-RING ubiquitin ligase complex; nucleus
Source: RefSeq, a predicted model, not a curated record